Molecule: messenger RNA, 1122 nt
Organism: Cylindrotheca closterium
Lineage: Eukaryota; Bacillariophyta; Bacillariophyceae; Bacillariales; Bacillariaceae
Source: the annotation of a GenBank genome assembly
AUGCAUGCGGAAAACCAACAAAUCCAACAAGAGAGCAAUCAAGCCAUCCAACAACUGUCAGAACAACUGAACCUCAUGGUCCAGUCCCAACCAGGAGCCUACCAGCCGCCCAUCCCACACACGGCCUACUACAUGCCACACCAGGGCGACAUUGCCACGGACCAGACCGGAGCCUUCCCUGUCAAAUCCUCCAAAGGCAACCAAUACCUACUGGUCCUCUAUGCCUACGAUCCAAAUGCCAUAUCAGCGGAACCACUCAAGUCUCGUAAAGGCAGUGAGCUCCUCCGCGCAUUUCAAAACUUGACAGCACGACUUACUGCAAAAGGAUUUCGCCCCAGACUCCAAUGCCUUGACAAUGAAGCCUCCAACAAAAUGAAGAAACACUUGAAACUCCAAGACAUUGAUUUCCAACUGGUACCACCGCACAAUCACCGCAGAAAUGCCGCUGAACGCACGAUCCGUACCUUCAAGAAUCACUUCAUAGCAAUCCUUUGCUCCACGGACACUGACUUUCCAAUGACGCAAUGGGACGAACUCCUACCACAAGCUGAAUUGACCAUCAACCUCCUACGUGCCUCACGAAUCAAUCCCAAAUUAUCUGCUUGGGCCCAACUACAUGGGCACCUCGAUUUCAACCGCACCCCAAUGGCACCGUCAGGAACCAAAGUCAUCGUCUAUGAGACUCCCACCCAACGCAGCACAUGGGCACCACAUGGACUCAAUGGUUUUUACGUUGGACCAGCAAUCGAUCAUUACAGAUGCUACAGAUGCACCACACCUCACGGCACUACGUCAACUCGCCACCAUUUUACCCCCUGCACCACCUCCGAGGGUGCCAACGCGUCCUACCCCUGCCCCACUUCCGAGGGUGGUACCGAGCCCAUCAGUACCUAUACCGCAACCACUGGCACCACCACAGCCAAACAGCACUCCUGCCACACCUCCGAGGGUGCCCAUACGAGCUGCUCCCCAUCUGAAUACACCACCACGCCCCAGAAACAACCAGCCACCUCCAUGAGCCCACCAAUACAAUACACGCAACCGUCCACAUUUGAUCCAACAAGUUUGUGUCCGUACACCAACCUGGACGACGGGCACCCUACGGGCCCUCCUGCACAAUGA